Messenger RNA from Folsomia candida, 1059 nucleotides. RefSeq names its product putative nuclease HARBI1. The record is from RefSeq and is a predicted model, not a curated record. Bases 1 to 1059 code for a protein of 352 amino acids. Lineage: Eukaryota; Metazoa; Arthropoda; Collembola; Entomobryomorpha; Isotomidae. The transcript has a single exon.
AUGCAGCAGAUAAAUUGGUACACUGCCAUGGCCCUCUCUCGGCUGCAAGAUUUUGAAGACCGUCGGAACCGAAUAAAUCGUUUCAGCAUCCGCAAAUUGCAAGACAUGUCGAAUCCAUUUGAAUCCUUCUCAGAAUACCAAUUUCAGGCACGUUUUCGGCUCAGCAAGGAAGGCGUUAUAUUUGUAGCCGCGCUUAUCAAACCAAAAAUCGUCAGUCCGCUAAAACGAGGAGCACAAAUUCCAGCUUUUAUGCAACUACUGGUGGCCCUCAGAUUUUAUUCAGCCGGAACAUUUCAGAUUCAGAUAGGAGAUUUGACAAAUCUGUCACAAGGGACCAUAUCAAAAAUCGUCAAACGCGUCUCCCACGCACUGGCAAGUUUGAAACCGCAGUUCAUCCGCUACCCCACAGAAAACGAAGCAGUUGUAAUUCGACAGAGAUUUUACGAUUAUGGAGGAUUUCCUGGAGUUAUUGGUGCGAUAGAUUGUACUCAUGUUUUAAUUAAAUCAGUUGGUGGGCCUAAUGCGGAACUUUUUCGCGAUCGGAAAGGAAACUUUUCAAUAAAUGUACAACUAAUUUGCACCUCGGACUUGAAAAUUACCAAUGUUGUUGCCCGGUGGUAUGGAUCUUGUCACGAUAACAGAAUUUUUGAGAAUUCAAAAAUUUGUGGUCAACUUGAACGAGCGGAAGUGCCAAGUGUUUUACUAGGGGAUUCAGGAUAUGGAUGUACCCCGUUUCUGUUGACCCCAUUUUCUCAUCCCGUGACAGCGGCGGAGAAGCGGUAUCAGUCCGCACAAAUUAAGACGCGGAAUCCAAUCGAGAGAUGCAACGGUGUGUUGAAACAACGAUUCAAUUGUUUAAGAUAUAUGCGGCUGAAAUUGCGAACAUGUCUGACCACCAUCGUCGCAUGCUGUGUUCUCCAUAACAUUGCACUGCUGCAUCGGGAUAAUCUCCAAUUUGAGGAAGAAGUUGACGAAGACCAUGAAGAGGAUACGGUCACCCCCCUGUCCUCGUCGGGGAUAGCUUCAAGAACUAGAAUCGUUUUGUCCCAUUUUUCGUAA